AUGAAUGCGGGUGAUAGUUAUGCUUAUAUAAACGAUGACAAUCGGUAUGACAUAUGUAAAGACAAAUACCGAACUUCAUUUGAUCCAAAUGGCAAUCAAAUCCCUAGAGAAUGUUUGGGUCCGUUUUGUAAUUAUUUCACGAGUCUUAACCCCUGUAAAACUCAAUGCCCUCUCUAUCCUAAUCCGGUUCUUGUUAUUCAACCCCUUCUUAAUAACAAUUCUACCGAUGAAGAGGUGUAUAGAAAACAACAGCUUUAUUACGAUUUUGAUAAUAUGUGCACAAAUGACAAAUGCGCUAAAAUUAAGACAACGUAUUACAAAGAAUUUGUAUUAAUCAAAGACCCGUCACAACAAUGCGGUCCAAAUCAUUUUUGUAAUUUAAAUGGCUGUUGCGUUAUAAAGCCUCCAACACCACCCACUACUACCACAACUACCACAACCACCACAACCACUACAACUACUACAACCACCACAACAACCCCGACCACCACUACCACUACCACUACAACCCCAACUCCACCUACACCUACAACCCCGACCACUACUACUACUGAGAAGCCAUUGANAUAGUAAUAAUUAGUAAAUAUCCUGCAAUUUUAUCACUAAUAAUAUUAUGUGAAAUGUGAUGGAUUUAAAGUUUUGAUAAAAUUGAACAUUGACUGCCCUAAUCACCAGGAUAUAAAUUUAUAG
Medioppia subpectinata is the source of this 690-nucleotide messenger RNA. The record is from the annotation of a GenBank genome assembly. Lineage: Eukaryota; Metazoa; Arthropoda; Arachnida; Sarcoptiformes; Oppiidae.